AUGAAUAUUGCUGAUGCCUCCAGGGGCCAAAAGAAAGUGCUGCAGAGGAAAGCUGUGUCUAGAUUUUUCUACCUAACAGAGCAGCUGAUAAAUAAUCACCUGACACUCUCUGUACAACCAGGUAGAGCUUCACAAAGAACAUCACUACCAUUUUGGAUGAUUGCCCUUAUUGCAUUUGGAGUUCUGGCAAUCUUGGGAGUUACAAUUGGCCUUCUUGUUCAUUUUCUAGCAGUUGAAAAGAAUACCUACUACUAUCAAGGAAAUUUUAAAAUUAAAGGUGAUUCAUUCAACAGCACUUAUGGAAAAGAGACUUCAGAAGAAAAUACGGCUCUGAGCAAAAUGAUUGAGAAACAGAUGGUUGAUGCCUUUCAAAAGUCUAACAUCCACAAUCGAUAUGUCAACUCUCAAGUUAUCAAGCUAACCCCAAGCUCUGAUGGUGUGAUGGUAGACAUCUGGCUCAUGUUUAAGUCUUCCCCGGGAAAGAAGACAGAUAUGAGAAGAAAUAUUGAAAGUAUCUUACGUCGCAUGCUGCAGAAUAACUCCGACUCCUUAACUUCAGAUCCUUCCUCCCUUACAAUUACAGAAACCAGUAAAGUCGAUGCUGAAAAGACACUCAACAACUGCUGUGGGAGGAGGGCAAGGGUAUCCUCUGCAUAUGACAGAAUUAAAGGAGGAUCUGCUGCUCAGGAAGGAGAAUGGCCAUGGCAGGCUAGCCUGAGGGUCCAGAACCGACAUUUUUGUGGGGCGACUCUGAUCAGCAACAAAUGGCUAGUGACUGCAGCUCAUUGCUUUAACAACUACAAAAAUGUAUCAGAGUGGACGGUCAGCUUUGGAACUGUGGUAAAUCCUCCUUACAUGAAGAAUAAAAUUAAAAAAUUUAUUAUUCAUGAAAACUACAGUCCACGUGCCCACCAUGAUGACAUAGCUGUUGUGCUCCUCGAUAAAGAAGUCCCUUUUACAAACAAUGUGCACCGAGUUUGUCUUCCAGAAGCUACCCAGAACUUUCCACCAGGGUCUGAUGUUGUUGUGACAGGAUGGGGAGCACUGUUCAAGAAUGUGAUUGUGAACUUUUUAGAGGUGCAGGAGGGUGACUCUGGUGGACCACUAGUUUACCCUAAUUCUCGAAACAUCUGGUUCCUUGUUGGAAUAGUGAGCUGGGGAGAAGACUGCGGCAGAAAGAAUAAGCCAGGUGUCUACAUUCGAAUGACUUCCUACCGUCAGUGGGUUGCUUCCAAGACUGGUGUUUGA
Messenger RNA from Gracilinanus agilis (Agile Gracile Mouse Opossum), 1248 nucleotides. RefSeq names its product transmembrane protease serine 11B-like protein. The transcript is spliced from 10 exons. Gene Ontology annotation, molecular function: serine-type endopeptidase activity. NCBI's taxonomy places the organism in Eukaryota, Metazoa, Chordata, Mammalia, Didelphimorphia, Didelphidae. Gene Ontology annotation, biological process: proteolysis. The record is from RefSeq and is a predicted model, not a curated record. Bases 1 to 1248 code for a protein of 415 amino acids.